AUGAGUGAAAAGCUUACAAGUAAAAAGUCUCAGUCAACUGUUCUGAGAUCAGAACUUCAGAUCAAACCAUUGAUACCAGAGACAAUUCUCGAUGUCACAUCACAACGAUUGUCUAUCAUCUCUAUAUUUGUGCUUAUUCAAGGUUGGAAAAUAUAUGACUUGUAUCUGAUCAAGAAUGAUGUGUUGAGGGAGUAUUUGAACAAUUCGGUCUCAAUCAAUUUUCUUCCUCCUGAGUGGAACUUCAUUUUCAAGUACAUGUUUCUGGACGGAGUUAUUGUGUGGGCAAAUUCGGUUUUAAGAAUUCCUAAACUUGUUCUCAGACCUUACGCUUCUGGGCUUCUGAUCAUAGUGUUAUACGUCAUAACAAUUCUGCUCACAACAAAUUUCAGAAUAUCAAUUAUUCCUGUGUUCACUACCAUUUUACAAGCCAUUAGUCCUCAAAGAGAGCUUACGAUUUCAGAAGGACUGGUUAACCGACAAACAACUUUCGAUCAGUCGUCUCACUUCAGGGGUAAAAAAACUAUCAGAUUUCUGCCAGAUUCUUCAAUCAAGUUGAACCCUUUUAACAAAAACUAUUGCUUGCAAUCGUCACAUUACAGCAAAAUCAAAGUUCCUGUUAAAUUCAAUUCUUCAGGCGAGCUUGACUUUCUUCAGAUUUCUCACACCGACUUGGACAAUCAAAAGACCAUUUUGAACUAUACGAGAAAGGAGCUGAAAAAGUUUCUUGUGUCUGAUUAUUCUCUGUCCCAAAAGUGGGACAUAAAUUACAUUGACGAUAGAGUGACUUACUUGGAACUUGAACUUGACAAGCCGGGUUACUAUCGAAUUCAGGAAGCUCACGACAUUAAAUCCAAAAACAUUCGAGUUUAUAAGUCCGACUUCAUUCUUCCAAGAUGCCCUGAAGCUCACUUUGAGAAUCCAGAACCACUGAAAAACCUGUGUGUUGAUGAUGAGUUUGAUCAACUUUCUAUCAUGGUAAAUGGUGUUCCUCCUUUGACUCUCGUGUACGAGGAGGAGGUCAACGGUGAGCUAUCGCAUCUCCCAAACUCAAUCAUCGUUCCCGAAGACCAGACAUUUAGUUCCCCCCUUCUCUCAAAAGACUUUUACACGGGAAAGAGCGUCAUCAAAUCAGAUUUCAAACAAAAGGAUCUCACGAAUAUUGAGUGGGCAAAAUCAAGACUCAUUAAAGUUCCUCUGGCCAGCCGGAAAAUAGAAAAGUCCGGUGACAUAAUAUACACCAUUGAUAGCAUAAUUGACGGCUUUGGUAACACAGUGAAAUAUUCACCAAAUCCUAGCGAUACCAAUCAUUUUUACAAAGUCAAGUCACAUCCAAUACUACUGAUCAAUUUUGUGGAUACGAAACCAGGAACGCCAAUUCUUAUCGACGAAGAGAAAUUCUUGGAGAUCAGACCUAGCUUGGCUUCAGAUAUACAUGCAGAGGGUCCCUUUUCAAUUGACGUUAAAUUCAUUCCAUUGGACGGCGAAAAGCAUUCGGGUGUCAUGACCCGGGUUUUUGAUUUUAAGAAACCGGCUAGGAUAUCUGUAAAAGAGCCUGGAAACUACAUUUUGGAAUCUGCUAGCUCAAGAUACUGUCCAUGUAAGAUCGGAACAUCAACAAUCAGUGUCACGCAAGCAAAAUACCCAUGGAUGGAUGUUCUCGCUACUCCGAUCGUUGAUAAUUGUGUUGGAACAACAGGUUUUAAGUUUGCCUUUGAAUUUAUAGGGACAGGUCCCUUUGAAGUUGACUAUAAAGUUUCCAAGCUUGAUCCAUCAAACGAAAAGAAGGUGAUCGCAACCAAGGGUGCAAAAGUAUUGCGCUCAGAAACCUCUACCUUUGAGUUUGAUUACAAACCACCUACCGAAGGUAGUUAUGCCAUAGAGUUUGUUUCUUUGAGCGAUGCCCAUUACAAGCGGAAAGUCAAGUUUGAUCGCAACAAAUACCGCUAUGUUACUUAUUUUGAGCAGCGGCCCAAGGCGUAUUUUUCAGAGAACUCAAAGAUUACCCAAAUUAGUGUCUGUCAUGCUGAGGGAGCUUCCAUCGAUUUGAGACUAGAUGGUAAGCCUCCCUAUCAAAUUGCGUACGAUUUGGUUUACCCAGAUUACAAGAUAGAGAGAUUUGAGGUGUCAGAUAUUGUCGAUCAUCAUUACAAGAUAGAAACAAGUGAUUUACUUCUAGGUGGUGAAUAUAAAUUACUGCUUCGGAAUGUCACUGAUGCUUCACACUGUGGUAUGGAAUUCAAGGGCCAAGAAGCUCGCAUUAAUGUGCGUCCAAGUUCUCCACAGCUCAGUUUCACAAAGAGUGAUUCGUACAAAUUUGUUCAAGGCAGAACACUCACGGUCCCACUGAAGGCAGAUUUCCACUCGGGAACAGACCUCACUUACCAAUUUUUGUCUUUCGAUGGGACUACACAGGAAACCAGAUCCCUUCAUAACUUUAGCCCUUCAGAUGGGUUUCCUAUAAAAGAGGAAGGAAAGUACCGAUUGCUUGAGUUUUCUGCUGAAGGAUGCAGAGGCGUUAUUUCUGACGAUCAUGAAAUCAGUGCAACAUAUCUUUCAAAGCCCCGACUAGAGCUCAUAAGCAAAAGUGACCAAUCUUCUUCAACUGUUUUAUGCCAACGGAGUUCUGGUUCAAUUGAUUUAAAGGCUCUAGGAGAACCUCCGUUCAUCAUCGAAUAUUCCAUUAGGUAUCCAAGUGGUACCUUAGAAGAGAAAACAGAACAGGUCUCCAACAAAUUUUUCUCCAUCCAGCUCAAAACUGCUGAAAGUGGUAUUUAUGAAUACACAAUUAGGGGGGUGUACGACUCUGUUUACACCAGUGAGAUAUUGGACUCUCUACGGAAAGAUAAAGAAUAUCACUUUGAUGAAUUUAAGAUCCAGCACACUAUAUCAUCUUUACCAUCAGCUUACUUUGUGGAUAAUGGAGCCACAUAUCAGACAUGUGUUUCUUCCCUAGGUAAGUUAUCGUCACUCGAAGCAAUCCCUCUGAGAUUGUCUGGAAAGGCUCCCUACAAUUUGAAACUUGGAAUCUACAACGAACAGGAGGGUUUCAAGACACUAACGCUGACCGGAAUUGAGACUGAAAAACUGGAGCUGCUUAAUGUUUACGAGCAUCUUAAGAUAGGGUCGUAUUCUCUUUCGAUCCUUGAAAUAGUCGACUCCAAUGGUUGUUUCAGCAAUGAUUUUGAAAAAGAGCAUGUCACAGUCCAAGUGUAUGAUGUUCCUAAAAUUCGCCACCUCAAUGAUGAUGUCACUCAAACUGAGGAGGAUUCGCUGAGACAAUCAAAUGAAUUGAGUCACUACUGCGUUGGUGAUCACAUCAAUUACAUGCUUACAGGUCUUCCACCAUUUACUCUAUACUAUGAAUUCGGUGGGAGAAGACAAAAGGUCAAUGUGGAGUCCAACUACUUCAAAAGAAGAGCUUCCAGUGAAGGUGAAUUGACUAUUCUUGCACUCUCCGAUUCCUCGUCUAAGAAUUGCCUCGUUAAUUUCACUUCGGAACUUGAUGACAGUUUGAGGCCAGAUCUUAUGGCCAAGGUUUACGAUUUACCCUCAGUCGAAAUCUCGCAAGGUGAUUCCCUAGAGGAGGACAUCCAAGAGGGUGAUAAGGUCGAGAUCAUUUUUACUUUCACAGGCACUCCACCGUUCAGAUUGACAUAUAUUCGUACGGAUUUGGCGGAGCCGACUCGCAUCGUGGAGACGGAAGUCAUAGAAAACAUUGUGGAUCAUGAGUAUAGAAUGUGGGCGCGUUUGGAAGGUAUCUAUGAAGCGGUUGAGCUUCAGGAUGCGUACUGCAUUGCCAGAAAUCAUAAAUAA
Molecule: messenger RNA, 3813 nt
Organism: Ogataea philodendri
Lineage: Eukaryota; Fungi; Ascomycota; Pichiomycetes; Pichiales; Pichiaceae
Exons: 1
Coding region: 1-3813 (1270 amino acids)
Biological process (GO): nuclear pore organization; protein import into nucleus
Cellular component (GO): nuclear pore transmembrane ring
Molecular function (GO): structural constituent of nuclear pore
Source: RefSeq, a predicted model, not a curated record